This is a messenger RNA of Thelazia callipaeda (thelaziosis nematode), 978 nucleotides long. Lineage: Eukaryota; Metazoa; Nematoda; Chromadorea; Rhabditida; Thelaziidae. The record is from the annotation of a GenBank genome assembly.
AUGGUAGAUGAUGGCACGGGGAUACCACGACUAACUACUGCAAGUAAUUGUCCGGGCUUUUGUGGUCGUCAGGCAACUACAUGGUCAUCUGGAAAUAUCACUUAUUCCGAUUGCCAAGCAUGUAGUUGGGGUUAUCGAAGCGUGGAUAAAUUUUUGUGUAGUUCAUGUAAUGAUCUCUUACCGUUAUAUGAUUGGCUUUAUCUUCUUUUCGUCGCUAUUAUUCCCUUACUAUUGAAUUCAUUUUUUGUGCAAGUGUACGCUACACCAAAAAGGUCAGCAAGUGUGCGGCAGCACCUUUUCUUACAACAUUUAUGUUGCUUAUUGGAGUGUGGUACAUCUGCCUUGUUUUCUGUUCUCUUGAUGCCACCUCGUGGUUCACCACUUCUUUAUGGUUGUGCGAAAAGUUCAUUACGAGAAUGGUAUCCAAUGUUUUAUAAUCCUAUCAUUAAUCACACUCAUACCUUGCGAUGUACACAGGAAAUAGUCUUUCCACUAUAUUCCUUGCCUUUCGUCUAUUUGGCGUUCUGUUUAAUAUGCUUGAUCAUCUUUCGUUCAACCCUCUACUUAGCAGUAUUCAAGCACCACUCCGUGGGUACAGGCCCUUAUUAUGCCACUCUUUUUGCCAUUCCGUUAAUUGCACUUUUUCAUGCACUCAUUGCAGGUUUACUUUACUAUAGCUUUGGCUAUGUAACACUGGUCUGCAGCUUGGGUUUAAAUACACUUCAUAUGGCACUUGAACGAGAGAAAUCAAUGCGUAAAUUAUGUUUUGAGAUGAUUCAUAAACCACGAAACUUGUUCAUUUUAAUAAUUCAUAUGGCGCUUUUCGGUUUUUCCAUUUUCACGUUGACAAUCAGCCGUACAAAUAGCAACGGAUCAUUUAUAUCGUUAUGUGGGAUGUUACUUGUGCCAUUACCUUCGUUCUUAUACCUUGUUACUGUCGGAAUCACCGAUCCAGAACAUGUCCAUAAUGCCUCGUAG